Molecule: messenger RNA, 714 nt
Organism: Saprolegnia parasitica CBS 223.65
Lineage: Eukaryota; Oomycota; Saprolegniomycetes; Saprolegniales; Saprolegniaceae
Exons: 2
Coding region: 1-714 (237 amino acids)
Source: RefSeq, a predicted model, not a curated record
AUGCACACAACACCUGAAGAGAAGGCCGCGCGGCUCCAAACGCAGCACCAGGGCAAAGCCAAGGCCCGCGCAGCCCAGGAGACGAACGCGACGCAUGCUCAAAAGGCGAGUGAGACGCCCGAAGAGAAGGCCGCGCGGCUCCAAACGCAGCGCCAGGGCAAAGCCAAGGCCCGCGCAGCCCAGGAGACGAACGCGACCCGCUUCGACGCCGAGCUUCAGCUCGACAACGUGUACAUCAUCACGAACGCGCUGGUCUCUAGCCACGACGAUUUCGGUCGUAAAUUCGACCCGCACCCCGACUUCGGCCUCCGAUUGUUCUCGGACACCAUCGUCCUCUGGGUGGACGACGACCUCCCCAUCCCGGAGAUCAAUGUCUCAGGAGACAUUGCAGCGAUGCCAACGAUCCCCGAGCUCCAAGUCAUCGAAGACGUUGGCAUGCUCGCGAUCGGCCACUCACUUGAACCCAGCGCCGACGACAAGAGCUUUGCCACGCUGGUGGAUGACUCGGCAGGCGGCUCUCGCGCCACCAUUCGUCUUACGUUGUACGGCAAGCAUGCCCGCUCAGCGACACAAGAUUGGGUUGGCCAGUCCCUCUUGCUUCAGCGUUUCAAAGUCAACGAUGGCGCCAUCUCAGCCUCCGCCCAUACAUGCAUUUCCAUUGCUGCUUCGUUGCCCGAGGCCAAGCGUCUCCUCCACUGGUACAGCACUCAGUGA